Messenger RNA from Diprion similis, 764 nucleotides. RefSeq names its product COMM domain-containing protein 10 (gene Vlet). The record is from RefSeq and is a predicted model, not a curated record. The transcript is spliced from 4 exons. NCBI's taxonomy places the organism in Eukaryota, Metazoa, Arthropoda, Insecta, Hymenoptera, Diprionidae. The coding region runs from base 22 to 690 and encodes 222 amino acids.
AGAAAAGGAAAAUAACAAUAGAUGAUUCUGUUGGAUAAGUUUUUCCAGAUUGGAUCUAACAAGGCGUUGAACAAGGAUUUUAUAAUGACUUCUUGGAUAACUCUGACGCCAAGGCUAAGAGAAGGCCUGGAUAUUAUAGAUAGAAUUGAUUCUGGUAAACUUCGUCUACUCGCAUCUAGAAUCUGCCAAAGCUUACAGACAAGUGUUGAAGGCAAUGUGUUUAGUCCGAGUCAAGAGGAAAAAUUGUCAGUUUCAUUAGGGCUGAAUAAAACAGAGUUGAGUUUACUUCUUGACACUACGACACUGAUCUAUGCGCAAGCUGCUUAUUAUGUUGUUAAGCCUGCUUUGAUGGAAUCUGACAUGAAAGAAACAUUCGCUAUUCAAAACGAAAAAGCUGAUGUACUCGUUCAGAUCUGGGCUACCUACGCAAAGAGUAUAGUUGAUGAAUUACUACAAAAAUCUAUUUUCCCAGUCCAGGUUACAGAGAUUAAUUGGAAUCUCAAUGUCCAGUCUUCGUCCACGGUAAUGGCUAAAGAUAUGCGUUCAACUGUAAUGCUUCAAGUUGGGCUAAACGAUACUUCGAGCAAGCAGUCAAAGUCAUCGAUAACUAUUGAAACCGACAAAACAGGCUUAUUAGAACUGUACAAUAAUUUAGAAAAGAUCCAAAGCCAAUUAGAUUCCCUUAAAUAAGGAUUCAAUUGUAAAAAUACAAUAAACUAUUGAUUGUUGAAGAAAAGAAUAAAAAAUCUAUAAAACAAGUGUUA